AUGGCACCUAAAACCAGUGGAAAGGCCGCCAAGAAGUCCGGAAGGAAGAAGAGGAGACAGCGCAGGAAAAAAAGCUAUGCCAUCUACAUCUACAAGGUGUUGAAACAGGUCCACCCGGACACCGGAGUCUCGUCGAAGGCCAUGAGCAUCAUGAACAGCUUCGUCAAUGACAUCUUCGAACGUAUUGCUGCUGAGUCGUCCCGUCUGGCUCAAUACAACAAACGCUCGACGAUCACCUCCCGCGAAAUCCAAACUGCUGUCCGUCUGCUGCUGCCGGGUGAGUUGGCCAAGCACGCUGUCUCUGAAGGAACCAAGGCCGUCAACAAGUACAUUAGCUCCAAGUAA
Messenger RNA from Ochlerotatus camptorhynchus, 345 nucleotides. RefSeq names its product histone H2B-like. The coding region runs from base 1 to 345 and encodes 114 amino acids. Gene Ontology annotation, cellular component: nucleosome. Gene Ontology annotation, molecular function: protein heterodimerization activity; DNA binding; structural constituent of chromatin. The record is from RefSeq and is a predicted model, not a curated record. NCBI's taxonomy places the organism in Eukaryota, Metazoa, Arthropoda, Insecta, Diptera, Culicidae. The transcript has a single exon.